Symbiodinium sp. CCMP2456 is the source of this 2619-nucleotide messenger RNA. NCBI's taxonomy places the organism in Eukaryota, Dinophyceae, Suessiales, Symbiodiniaceae. The record is from the annotation of a GenBank genome assembly.
AUGGUUCUGCUGAUCUUGCGGCCUUCCUUGCGGGGAUCCACGGUGCGCUCUACGCCCGGCAUCACUUCAGCUGACAAUGGGUCACUCCGCGAAAGGCUCACUUCGAGGAGCUCCAGGAGCUUUCCGCCAUGGCCUUGGCGGCCAUGGCUCGGGUCGAGAUCUGCGUCCGCGAAAUGGGUGAUGCGGAGUUCGCCCGUCGAUGCCAAGCCAUCCAAGGCCAAGCUUGUGCGCGGAUUGGUGGUCACCUUUGUGAGCGUGGGGGUUGUUGUUGCUCUGACGACGAACCUGGAUCUUCCUCCCAGUUUCGGACUGAUUGCAUUCGCCCUGCAGUGGGGCUUCUUCCUGCUACAGGGUUGGCCACAACGUUCUGAGAAGCUGUAUGAUGCCUCAGGCUCAUUGACUCAUCUGUCGAUUAUUCUGGCGGGUCUCCUUCAUGAUCCAGUUCGGAGCCCUCGCCAGAUCCUUUUGAGCAUCUUCGCAGUCGUGUGGUGUACACGACUCGGAACAUUUCUCUUCAACCGCAUUUCCCAAGACUCGAAGGAUUCCAGAUUCACAGAGUUGAAGGAGGAGUUCUGGUCUUUCUCCAUCGCCUGGAACUUGCAGGUGUUAUGGGUUUUCCUGCUUGAACUACCAGUCAUGCUGGUAAACACGUCUCCUCAACCACCCACUGGUCUUUGGGAUGUGCUGGGCUGGUCGUUGUGGUGCGCUGGCUUUUUGCUGGAGGCCGUCGCAGAUGGCCAAAAGUUUGCUUUUCGAGGAGAUCCAUCAAACCGGGGACGCUUCAUUACCACAGGUCUGUGGAGAUACUCGCGACAUCCGAAUUACUUUGGGGAAAUCUUGAUGUGGAUUGGUCUGUGCACAUCCUUCACAUCCUGCGUUUCAUCCAAAGCUCAGCUGCUGGCCUGGAUUUCGCCUGCGUUCAACGCACUUCUCCUCAUUUAUGUCUCGGGCGUGCCACUCCUGGAAAAGGCAGGAGCAAAGAAGUGGGGCCGGGAGCCGGAGUACCGACACUACAUGGAGGCCCUGAAAGCAGAUGACCUUGGUGAAGUAGAUCUUCAUUUGCCUGUUCGUGAGCUUUUGCAUCACAAAGCAUUUACCCUUCGCUGGAUGGUCAAACGCAUUGACGAUGCCGCGUCCGCGAUCGCGCUGUCAUAUGACAAGAUGGGUCCAGCUCUCGAUCUAGGGCUCAACCUUGUCGUUUUCUUCGCUCUACUGGCGAUUGCCGUCUGCAUCUUCAGCGUUUCCGGCAGCGAUGAUGAGAAAGCCUCAAAAACAUCUUCACAUCGCAAGAGGCUGGCAGCUUGCGGUGAGGAGCAGGAGUCUCCGCUCGAGCAGGGGCAGCGCUGUUUCGGCACCGUGCAGCGCUACUCUGAGCGAAACGGCAUUGGCUUUAUCGCAUGUGCUCCCUGCAGGGCUGUUUAUGGACGCGAUGUACAGUUAUUUCAAGAAGACUGGGAGGCUUUGGAGCUCACAGUUGGAUCCGCCGUCAGCUUCCUUCUUUGCGUGGAAGAGCGUUUUCCGUGUCCGAAGGGGAGGCCCUGGGCUGCAGAUGUGCAGCGAGUUAGGGCACAGCUAGGCUCGAAGUCGUACGUUCUGGGGUCGGCGCGGCUGGGACAGCUCAGGGACUCCGCGAGCUUGGCUCGGCAGCUCGUGGAAAACCGCGGGCGCUUGGCAGCCCGGGUUCGCCACCAGCUCCGUGCGCGACUCCAUGCAGACGGCUACCUGUACCUGAGGAGCUUCUUGCCGGAGGGCCCUGUUGGCAAAGCACGCUUGUCGCUGCUUCACCAAUUUCAACGUGCUGGCUUGCUGGCAGACGGCUGUCCACCUGGGCAGGCAGUAUGUGGAGCAAACAUCGAAAACGGCAAGCCCGAAUGUUUCUGCUCGGAAGAGGUGUUGGACGUGGUAAAUGAUGGUGACUUGUUUCAGUUCUUGGACUCUUUGUUUGCGGACGCUGUGGAAGUGGUCUUCGAUUCAGCCAACCUGCGUGCUGUGAAACCGGGGCAGGGUACUGGAUUCCACACUGACUCUGUCUACAUGGGCAAGCUGAUGGUAGCUGGCCGACCCCCAGUCCUGGCGUGCUGGAUUGCGCUGAUGCCAAUUUCCCUCGAGUUGGGGGGCCUCGUCCUGUGCCGGGGUUCCAACUCACAUCCAGGAUUUGAGAUUCUGCGAAGAACUUACGGAGAGCUGGACUUGGACGAGAACGACAUUGGGGGCACUGGUUGGUUUUCCGAGGAUCCCGAAGAAGUCUCAAAGUUAGGCGGUCGCUGGGAAACUGCCGCAUAUGGGGCAGGAGACGUUGUGAUUUUCACAAUGCACACCAUGCAUGGCAGCUCCACGAACCGUACAGAUUCGUGGCGCCUCUCCGUGGACUUUCGUGUGCAACCGUCUCAUGCACCACCGACACUGGUUUCCCAAAACAAGGGCAGGUGGUCUCGGCUCCGUCAUAGCCGAUCGGACUUUCCACGAAGUAUGGACGAGGCCAAGGCUGCAUGGAACCUGCACCAGGCAGCGCGUGGCUCGAAGCGUCCUGCGGCUGAGCCUCCCGCUACACAGCGAAAACGGCUGUGCACACGAUACCUCCAGCUGUUGUCUCUUAUCCGUUUCUGCUAUGACCUUUGA